This is a messenger RNA of Closterium sp. NIES-67, 3382 nucleotides long. The record is from the annotation of a GenBank genome assembly. Lineage: Eukaryota; Viridiplantae; Streptophyta; Zygnematophyceae; Desmidiales; Closteriaceae.
UUUAUUUUGACCUUGGUGCUAGGACGGUUAGGACUACAGCCCAUUUCCUAACUACUAGGUCGUAUCUGAAAGUACCCCCAAUGCGGCAGCAGAAGGAAGUACCAGCAAUCCAACAGGCACGCCAACGGGGAAUAGCGGCAGGUGCUGUAGCACGGUGCAUCCGUCAGGCCGCGAGUCACGCACAGGUGACGUCCGCCGAGCACAGCCCCAUCAGGAAAACCUGCGCGCGGCGAAAAAACCACCGGCGGAUGUCCAGCAUUACUAGCGCACUCCAAGGUCCCCAUCCCGCCCUCGCGCAACCAUCCCCACAUUCCGCCCUCGCGCAACCAUCCCCAUGUUCCGCCCGCGCUCAUAUCCCCACAUUCCGCCGUCGCCCCACAUUGCCUGUUUCCCCCUCUUGCCACCCCCAGCGCUCCCUAUCUCCCCCACCCUCUUUCGUUUUUUAGAAUUGUCAAAAUAUAUUGCGCUCUCCCUCGCCCUGUGUCCCCCAUCCGGUCGGUCACCCGAGUUCCCUACGGCCCUAUCUCAACGGGCUGGCGGGCAAAGCCAGGUGGGCGCAGCGGGGAAUGCGGGAUAGGCGCGUUUACGGUCAGGCCUAGUCGCGAGGGCAGUCCGCGCUCGGCGCAAGGACUGGCGUGCACGGCUUGGCGUGAGUGAGGGCAUGGCGGGCUGCGCGCGAGGGCUGCGCAGGAUAGGCGUGAGGGCGUCUCGUUCUUGGCGGGCUUGGGUUGAGUGGACUCCAUGCGGGAGGGCAUCGGUCGGUGCGCCGGGGUAGCGGACUUGCCGCGUGAAGCAGGGCGCCUCACCCUUGCCCCGCGGAUGGGCAGAACGUAGCCCGUCGCCGCGUGGAGCAGGGCGCCACCCCCAUUCCCUCCCCCUUCCGCCAUCCUGCUAUCCCUCCCCCCCUCCCUGUACUUGAGAUGUGAAGGUGCAAUUCCACUGCGCCCCUCUGGUAACCUCGUUUUGACCCAUUCCCUUUGGUACAGAGUGGUGUGCGGAGCUGUGAACAGUUGCUUGUGCGAGGUUGGUGGCGAAUGCCAACCCCUUUAGAUCCGGCCAGUCAGCAGCUUCACAGCACAGCUCUCUCAUUUCUGCGGGUGGCGAGGGUGUCGUCACCUUUAAAGGGUAACCCUGUCGUUUGACGAAUUCAACUGCAAGAAUUUUGAAGUUGAUUUCAACCAUUCUGUGCGAUGGCUUUAAGGGCCCAUUUCGACGUAGCAGCAAGGUCGAUUUGAGCAGCUGCAACUCAUUUCGACAAUGCUGGUAGAUCGUUCAAAGUUUCAGGCGAUUAGGGGGGAGAGAGCAACGCAAUUAGGAGGCAGAGAGUUGGGCGUUCCUGCUUUUCCAUGGGCACUUUUUCCGCUUUCUGACCUUCAUUCCGUUUUUCCUCCGUUUUGCUUCAUCCUACUUCUGAUUCCUCGUUCCUGCAUCCGUUCCAUACAAAUCUUUCGUUUCCUUCGCAAAAUGGUACGCCCCUUGACUGCACCCAUGCACCUCAGUCCCUAUCUCUCCCCACCCCAGGUCAUUCCCCCCUUGGCAUGCCAACCUCCCCCCACUGGGAUCUGCGGUGCCUUGCGUGAACCCCGCUGCCUUGAAACCCUGUCGCCUCCAUCCCACACCUCCUUGCUCCCCCCCGGAAGCUGCCCCAAGUGUGCACUGCUGUUCCACUCGGUCUCUCCCGUCUCCACUGGUCGUUCCUUCCUUGGCAGGUCACACAUCCCCACUUGUCCUCGCGAUGCUCAGACUGCUCACAGAUGCUCAGACCGCCCACCGAUGCUCAGACCGCCCACCGAUGCUCAGACUGCUCACAGAUGCUCAGACCGCCCACCGAUGCUCAGACUGCUCACCUCAAGCAUGCCCUUCACUCCCGUCCCCACCCAUGGUUUCGUGGCAGCUCAGAGUGAGCAAUUCUACCCAUCACACACACCCUCCCUUCCCACAUCCGCGGUCCUUCCCUGGCCAGCCGUUCACCCCCAGCCAGGCCAUUCACCCCCUGGCCGCAUCUCAUAGGGAGCAACACAGCCCCUCACUCCCUCUCUCCCCACCUUGCAGCUUGAAGCUCAAACAUCCAAAACCGAGCUUCCAUGCGGAAAGAGUCACUUCUGGCGGCCGAGGAGCGAACCCGUGCCUUACUGGGGAUGCAAGUCGCAGUGGCAGCAUCGUCCGCUCUCACCCACUCCGCGAGUCCCGCCACUCAUCUGGCGCCGCCUCGCAGCCCACCGCCCGCUGCUCCGCGCAGACUUGCGCCAUCUCAGCCGCCCCUUUCCGCGCGCUCGUUCUCCCUCUUGACCAUGGUGCUCGCUCUCUCCCACCGCGCGCUUUUCCCCGCACUGCCUUGCCUUACUCUGGCAAUGGGCGGGUGAAGGGGAGGGAGGGGAGAGAAGCGAGCAACAAAGGCUCUAGUGAUGGUACGGACCUCCAUUGCACUGCUGCUGCUGCUGCUUUUCCUGCCCCUCCUGCUGUUGCCCUUCCUGCUGCUGCAGAUGAGGGAGCAGUUGCUGCUGACGGUGACAGUGACAGCAGCAGCGUGUGGGAGGGACUGAGCAGUAUGCAGCUGCAGGUGGGGACGGCAACACUGGCCAGCGCCUCCGGGUCCUCUCGUCCCGUCCAUCGGGUUCUAGCCUCGGGUGCUGGGGCGGUUGUGGCAGCACCAUCACAACCACCAACUUUGCCCGCAGAGUGCAGGGACGGCAGCGCUGAAACAGCAGUGGUGGUGACGACAUUCCUCUAUGACCAGGUUCCCAUCGUGGAUCGCUUGUUUCCUUAUGAGGUCAUUCUGACCAACACGUGUCAGCAGCGGGCCAUCUCUCGCCUGAGCAUCAACUUCUUUAGUUACAAUGGCAGAUUUCGCCCCUACUUCCUCAUGCCCCGCCUGCAGUUCAUUGGAUAUGGCAUAGCUAAUAAACACAGUAAAGAAAAUUAUCAGUUCAGGGUACUCCCUCCCCUGGGUGCACCUGAGGACUCGGUGAUAAUCCCUCCGGGUGCCACUUUCAAGUUCAACACCACUAUGACACUCGUGUUGUACUACAACAUCACUGUUAUUGCAGCCGCCUUCUCUCCUUAAUUCCUACCGCUACUCUGAGUCCGCCAUUGCUGCAGCUGGCUGGCGCGUUGCCGUUAUUAUUGCCGUUGGUUGCCCGUAUCCGACACUUGGAGGACUGGCAAAUCAGCCAAUCAACGAGUGCUGCAGGCCUCGUCCUUACUGCCUCCAAUCAGUGGGCGGCAGCGGAGGUUUGUUUUAGCGGGAGGGUGCAAGAGUCGAGAAUGAACAAUUUGGAUUUUGAGGUUUCGAAAUUUUUUUUUUUCCGUUCCUACACAUUCGGGUUGACCACCAGCUCGUUUCCCCCACUCGCCCUCACGUUUACGCACGCAACUAUGCACG